CAAGGUUAGGUCUUAAUUUAACCACCAACUGGAUACUUAAUUUUAGACACACAGAGGAACACAUGCACUCCAGGGCACUUCCUCUGCUUUAGGAGGGCAAAUCCCUGGAUGAGAAUGACAAGAUGAUCAUUCCAAAAGGAUAACUCCCAGUGAUUGUCUCUUGGACUUUCACUAGAUGAGCCCAGCAACCAAGAAUCAUAGCAUUUUCAAGGUAUGGAUCCUAAUGAUGACCUCGAUGAAGAUAAUCUUACAAGUUAUGAUAUUCAGCUUAGUAUUCAAGAAUCCAUUGAAGCCAGCCAAACUGUAUUUAACCCUGAAAGAUUUGUGCCACUAAGCAAUCAAAACAGAAAACUCACAGAGGCCAUAAAACAAAGUCACAUCCUUGAGCUCCAGGAAUUUAUGAAAUACAAAUAUGCACUGGAUGAAGCUGAUGAAAAAGGAUGGUUUCCACUGCAUGAAGCUGUUACUCAACCUGUUCAACAGAUACUUGAGAUUGUUCUAGAUGCAUCUUAUAAGACAAUCUGGGAAUUCAAGACCUGUGACGGAGAAACACCCUUGACUUUGGCAGUCAAAGCUGGUCUGGAGGAAAAUGUAAAGAUUUUACUCGAAAAGGGAGUAUGUCCUAACACCAAAAAUGAUAAAGGAGAGACACCUCUUCUGAUUGCUGUUAAAAGGGGCUCCUUUGACAUGGCAUCUGCUCUGAUUAAACACAACACCAGCCUUGACCAACCGUGUGUCAAGCAAUGGUCAGCAAUGCAUGAAGCAGCCAAGCAAGGCAGAAAAGAUAUCAUAUCUCUGCUACUAAACCACGGAGGCAAUGUCCACCUGAGAGAUGGAUUUGGAGUCACACCACUAGGCAUUGCUGCAGAGCAUGGUCAUUGUGAUGUUUUAGAACAUCUAAUCCACAAAGGUGGUGAUGUGUUUGCUUUGGCGGAUGAUGGGGCAUCAGUAUUGUUUGAAGCAGCAGGAGGUGGUAAUCCUGACUGCAUUGCUCUCCUGCUGGAAUAUGGAGGGAGUGGAAAUGUACCUAAUCGAGCGGGGCAUCUCCCCAUACACCGAGCUGCCUAUGAGGGACAUUAUCUUGCACUGAAAUAUCUUAUCCCAGUAACAUCCAAAAAUGCAAUUCGGAAAAGUGGACUAACUCCAGUUCACUCUGCAGCAGAUGGACAGAAUUCACAGUGUCUCGAACUGCUCAUUGAAAGUGGUUUCGAUGUCAACACCUUACUCGCUGACCACAUUUCCCAGAGCUAUGAUGACAAGAGGAAGACUGCACUGUACUUUGCCGUUUCUAAUAAUGACAUCCACUGCACAGAAAUCCUUCUGGCUGCAGGUGCAGACCCAAAUCUGGAUCCCCUCAACUGUCUGCUUGUGGCAGUGAGGGCCAAUAAUCAUGAAAUUGUCCGGCUGCUUCUCUCACGUGGAGCCAAUGUCAAUUGCUAUUUUAUGCAUGUGAAUGACACUCAUUUUCCCAGUGCCAUUCAGUAUGCCUUAAACGAUGAGGUUAUGCUGAGGCUGUUGCUGAAUAAUGGCUAUCAAGUGCAGAUGUGCUUUGACUGCAUGCAUGGGGACAUAUUCGGAAAUUCAUUUGUGUGGUCAGAGAUGGAGGAAGAGGUCAUGCCAGGAUGGACAUCUUGUGUAAUAAAAGAUAACCCGUUCUGUGAGUUUAUUACAGUUCCUUGGAUGAAGCACCUGGUAGGCAGCGUUAUUCGUGUAUUAAUCGAUUACAUGAAUUAUGUCCCUCUGUGUUCCAAGCUGAAGUCUGCACUAGAAGUACAGAGAGAAUGGCCAGAGAUACGCCAAAUAUUGGAGAAUCCUUGUUCUUUAAAGCAUUUGUGUCGAUUAAAAAUUCGAAGACUUAUGGGACUCCAGCGACUCUGCCAGCCAGCCUCUGUAGAGAAGCUACCUUUACCACCAGCUAUUCAAAGAUACCUAUUAUUUAAAGAGUAUGAUCUCUAUGGACGAGAGCUAAGAUUGCCAUAACUUAAAAAUAAUAUUUUAAAAUGCAAUUUCUAAAAGAUUUUAAAACGUGAUUCCUUUAAAAUGUGAGAAUUUAUUGGAAUCAUUUUACAUCCUUAAGUAUCUUUAAAUCCAUUGACAAUC
Fukomys damarensis (Damara mole-rat) is the source of this 2100-nucleotide messenger RNA. RefSeq names its product ankyrin repeat and SOCS box containing 15 (gene Asb15). The record is from RefSeq and is a predicted model, not a curated record. Gene Ontology annotation, cellular component: cytoplasm. Gene Ontology annotation, molecular function: protein binding. Gene Ontology annotation, biological process: intracellular signal transduction. NCBI's taxonomy places the organism in Eukaryota, Metazoa, Chordata, Mammalia, Rodentia, Bathyergidae. The coding region runs from base 214 to 1980 and encodes 588 amino acids. The transcript has 11 exons.